Molecule: messenger RNA, 2315 nt
Organism: Lobosporangium transversale
Lineage: Eukaryota; Fungi; Mortierellomycota; Mortierellomycetes; Mortierellales; Mortierellaceae
Product: P-loop containing nucleoside triphosphate hydrolase protein
Exons: 2
Coding region: 14-2257 (747 amino acids)
Molecular function (GO): ATP binding; nucleic acid binding
Source: RefSeq, a predicted model, not a curated record
CUUCCUUUUCGUCAUGUCAGCUUUGCAUUUUCUUUUAAAGAGAUCAGAUCGGAUUGUUCCAGUCUUGUCAUACCAGACUUUUAGACGCUGUCAAGCCAUAAGUUGGCCAUUCAGCUCCAGUAUAUCAUGUAUAAACAAUAUUAUAUCUACUGGCCAACAAUACUUCUCAACAAGCUCUGCUGUUGUUGUUUACGCAAAGAGAGCACCUCGCCCUAAACAGCGAAUCAUCAAGGAACAGAAAUUGAAAGCCACCCGGUCAUCAAAACAUACGACCAACUAUAAGAGCACGACACUUCCGCAUGAUGCAAAGCCUAAGAGUCAUCAAUGGAAGAAACUAACUUUGGAUACUUCGGAAUCAUCGGGAAUGCAAGCCAAAGUCUCUUCUCCGCGAAAACGUAUCAUCUCAACCUCUGUAUCUGUUACUUCGCUCGAAAGAGGAUCAAGGAACCCACAGCUUGAACAUUCGUUUGCACCAGGAUUCGCGUCAUUCUACAAGUCCAAGGGAUCUCACAAUGACCUGUCCCUCAAAACUGGUAAUGCUGGAAGAGACAAAGCGGCGGCGGCAGAACGGGCGCUGAUUAAGGCUGGUGCCAAGAGAAAAUUAGGACCAAAAGUACGCGGAUUUGUUCCUGUUCGAUUCGCGCUAAAACCCAUUGCCUCGGAUGUGAGUUUGAAUUUGAUCUCGAAUAGAAACAUACCUAUUUCCAAAUACAAAAUGAAUGCUCAGACUGGUCUUGACAAAACGUCAAAUGAAGAAGUCUUUGCGAAGGAAUUGGGCGAUGUGCAGGAGAUGAUGGAUAAAGUUGCCAGUAGCAGAUUUCAGGAUAUGGGGAUACAUCCGGAUGUAGAGAAGGGCGUCAUGGAAUUGCUGUCCAAAUCUGUAAGGGUGUCCAAAUCCUCCGCUAUAGUAUCAAAUGAAUCACUGGAAAGCAUCAGGCCAACAGAGAUUCAGGCCUUAACUAUCCCAGCAGCAAUCGAUCCUAAAAAAAAAUCGCCCUAUACACUUUGUGCUGCAGAAACAGGAUCUGGAAAGACUCUAGCAUACCUGAUUCCUGUACUUCAUCAACUCAAAGUGCAGGAAGAUGAGGCCAUCAGUCGUUAUCAGAGUGAGGGAGGGAUUGACGCUGAAGGGAGUAAGGUCCGUGCAUUAAACACAAUCCGACAUUUCAAUCAGCCCAGAGCUAUUGUGCUGUUACCCUCACGUGAGCUUGUAGCUCAAGUGUCCUCUAUUUUGAAAGAUCUCUCACAUUCGAUCAAAGUCAGAGCCUUAGCAAUAUCGCAUGCGAUGGCACCCAAGAGUAUUAUCCAGCGCCUGGAAUCUGGACCUGUUGAUAUUAUUGUUGCUACACCAUCCAGCUUGCUAGACUAUCUACCAAAAGAGGCGUAUAGAUCUAAUCACAAGGGCGAGAAUGACCGCAAAAUUCGAGGUAGUGCUGGUCUACUUGAAGACAACAAGAUUUGUUUAGACUCAUUGAUACAUCUGGUGAUUGAUGAAGCCGAUUCAAUGUUUGAUCGUGGAUUCGGAGACGAGGUUUCUAUAAUUGUUAAGCAGGCCAGAGUCGCUGCCUCCAAUACUAGGUAUCCGACCAAUAUCACUGUUGUAUCGGCCACGCUGCCCAAGAAGGUAUCAGACACUCUAGACGAAACUUUGCCCGGUAUACUCAAGAUCACGACGCCUUCCUUGCAUAAAUCGCUACCAGGAUUGCAUCAAACAUUCCUAGAUCUAAAACCUUACUUUGGAAAUCGACCUAAAGCCAUCCUGGAUAUUCUAGCAAAACAACAACAGAUUGCAGGAAGUAAACGCAAAGAGAACACACUAAUCUUUUGCAACACCAAGCAUUCUUGUGAGAUCCUGUACGAGCACUUGAAGACAAACAAGGUUCCAGGACUGUUAGGUGUUUUGCAUGGGGACGCUUCAAAUCGCAAUGAGAUCCUUGAACAGUUCAUGGACGAUGAUUAUAUUCCGCCCCCACCCGGGUUGAACACAAUGUCUAAAGGAUCUGCCGCAAAGCCUAGCUAUACUGGAGGAAAGGUGCUGAUCUCAACAGAUAUUGCAUCACGAGGGAUUGAUACUACAGCUGUCAACCACGUGGUUCUGUACGACUUUCCUGUAACCAUUGUUGACUAUUUGCAUCGCGUAGGUCGCACAGCGCGUGGGGGUCGUGGUGGGCGUGCGACAAGCCUUGUGGGGCGCAAGGAUCGUAAUCUAGCCGAGCGCAUCAUGAUGGGUAUCCGCAUGGGCAAAGUACUUUCAUGAAGAAAAAAAUCCUUCGGAUGACUUUUACAUCAAGCAAUUUAGAAUAAAAUAUAAAAUU